AGAAGUCUCUUUAUUUAUUCUUUCUCAAUCAAUUUAUUCCGAAGGAAGCGAAGCCAAACUACACGAACUGGAUUGCAAAAGCCAGGGGACCUCUGUCCAAAGCAGACUUGCGAGAGGCUUUUAUCGCACCUUCAACCUCUGGGGAAAGGAGGAAACAGUCCCGAUAGCUAAAAGGGAAAUGAGAUCAGUUCUCAAGGCAUUGCAGAAGCUGGGCUCGGUCUCGGCUGCCCAGCGAUACAGACAGUCCGGUGCCCUAGCUCCGACUUCCUCCUUCCGCAGACGGCCAUGGGGCGCCGGACUGGUCUGCUCUGUGUCUGCUUCGCGUUGCAGUUGAUGGGGGCACCGGCGCAAGCGAGUAAGGACCGCGAGGAAGAGGCUGGCAGCGCGGAUUUCCAGAGCCGCCUGCAGUACGAGCAUUUGCAGAAGCAGCUCGGGGCCGUGCGGGACGUUUCCCACCGGUACUGGAACUCGCUGGCUUGCCAGUUGUGGCAGGAAGGCUGCGAGGAAGAGGAGGAAGGCAGCAGAGGCAUCCUGGAACAGCACGAUUGGAAGUUACCCAUGGUGACAGAAUUAGUCUCUACCUGGUACUGUGGCUUUGGCAGGUGCUGCCCAACAGGAGACUGCAGAGUGGUCAACAAUAUCACAGGCUUGGAACUGGUUCUGAGCAAACGACUCCAUGGCCAACAUUUGGCAAAAAAAAUUGUCCUGAAAGCCAUUCGGGGUUUCUUGGAAAAACGACAGCCAGAGAAAGCACUAACUCUUUCUUUUCAUGGCUGGUCUGGUACUGGCAAGAAUUUUGUAGCUCGUUUAAUGGCAGAACAUCUUUAUCGAGAUGGCCUAAAAAGCGACUGUGUUAAAAUUUUUAUCUCAGUACUUCAUUUCCCUCAUCUCAAUUACAUGGACCUUUACAAGGUUGAGCUAACAAAACAAAUCACUGAGACAGUCGGACUCUGUGAACAAUCCUUGUUCAUCUUUGAUGAAGCAGAGAAGCUUCAUCCUGUUCUCCUCAAUGCCCUCGAACCAUAUGUGGGUCACAAUGGCAACACUGACGAGGUUGAUUACCGGCAGUCAAUCUUCUUAUUCCUGAGUAACACUGGUGGAAACAUCAUCAAUAAGGUGGCCCUGGAUUUCUGGCAAGCUGGUCAAGCUAGGGAGGAGAUCACCAUGGAAUAUUUAGAACAACUCCUGCGGAGGGACCUGCUGGAUGCCCCAGAUGCCCGCAACUUUCUUCUUCAGAAGAACCUCAUAGACUUUCUGGUCCCUUUCCUGCCUUUGGAAUAUCACCAUGUGAAGCUGUGUGCUCGGGAUGCUUUUCUUGCUCGAGAUCUACAGUUCACUGAAGAGAUGCUAGAUGAGGUUGCAAGGACAAUAUUUGCUCCCAAGGGGAAUAAAUUAUUUUCUGCUCAAGGUUGCAAAUCAGUAUCUCAGCGUAUAAACUAGUUUCUUCUUUGACAGGGGGAAGGUGAAGAUUGAAAUUGAGUUUCUUUUAUCUUAUACAAGGGACAUAUAUUUUAUUUAUUACACUAAUAGUGUAAUAUUACCUGUGUUCUCCAUAUUAUUGGGGUUGCUCAGCUAAAAAAGGUAAGAAAACUCCAUUACAGAUAUCGAAUCUACAUGAAUGGUAUUACUGAAAUAGUAAUAUAUCCAGAGUAUUUUUCCAAUACUGGUUACAAAUGAUGCCUUUGGGUCAUAUUGUUUAUGACCAUUAUAUUGAGUGGGUUUUUAAGACAGCUUGGAGAGAAAACAUGUGAGGCUGACUUAACAUGUGAGGCUGACUUAAUUUUAUUCCAGGUCUUAGAUAGCUAACAAUGAUUUGAAUCAAACAAAUUCUUAGUUUGCAUUCUUAGUGCAGUGGCUGGGCAAGGAACUAUCAUAUUCCCUUACAAUGAAAUCUACCUCUUCCACAAUCCUUGUGUCGAAUUAAGGUAUGGAGGAAAUAUUUUGUCCUUUAUUAGUGGCCUGGUGUCACUAAUUUUUCAUUUUAUAUAUAUUUAAUAUCUAUCUAAAUAUUUCACAUGAAUAUACAUAUCAAAAGACAAAAUAUGAAAUAUGAAAGUUAAAAAGGAGGAAUUUAAAUUGCAAGCCUUUGCGGACGACU
Notechis scutatus (mainland tiger snake) is the source of this 2098-nucleotide messenger RNA. It is a transcript of the gene TOR3A, whose product is annotated as torsin family 3 member A. Gene Ontology annotation, cellular component: nuclear envelope; endoplasmic reticulum lumen. Lineage: Eukaryota; Metazoa; Chordata; Lepidosauria; Squamata; Elapidae. The record is from RefSeq and is a predicted model, not a curated record. Gene Ontology annotation, molecular function: ATP hydrolysis activity; ATP binding.